Acaulospora morrowiae is the source of this 1493-nucleotide messenger RNA. NCBI's taxonomy places the organism in Eukaryota, Fungi, Glomeromycota, Glomeromycetes, Diversisporales, Acaulosporaceae. The record is from the annotation of a GenBank genome assembly.
AUGCCUUACUCAAGUCUCUUCCGUUCGGAAGAGAUGUCUCUCAUUCAGCUUUACAUACCACAAGAGACCGCCCAGUUAACUGUAGCGGAACUGGGAGAGUUGGGUCUAAUUCAGUUCAGAGACGUACGUAUUUCCCAAUUGAACCCGGAUGUCAAUGCGUUUCAGCGCGCUUUCGUUAAUGAAAUCAGGCGUUUUGAUGAAAUAGAAAGGCACUUGCGUUUUUUUACUUCUCAAAUUGCAAAAUCUGAUAUCGAUAUGCGACCGCUCGCCGGCGAUGCAUCGAAUGUGCGCAUCCGAAAUGCAAAUGAGAUUGAUGACCUCGAAGAAAAAAUUCUUGAACAUGAACGACGUAUCACGCAGAUGAACAGUUCAUACGAAACAUUGAUGAAGCAGUAUCUAGAAUUGACCGAAGCAAAACAUGUAUUGCGCGAGACAGCUGUAUUUUUUAAAGAGGCUGAAUCUCGUCAAGAUGAUAUACGCAACUCUUUUGACGAACCCACAGCACCUCUACUGGAAUCAGAGGCACAACAAGAUACUAUUGAACAGGGAGAGCCAUUAUCUUUUCACCAUCUUAAUCUUGGGUUUGUUGCGGGCGUUAUUCCACGGACAAAAAUGCAAACAUUUGAACGUAUCCUUUGGCGUGCAUUACGUGGAAACUUAUUUCUCAACUAUGCAGAAAUCGAUGAGUUAAUAACUGACCCAAGUACCGAUGAGAUGCUAGAAAAAAAUGUGUUCAUUAUAUUUGCACACGGAAGAGAACUCUUGAACAAGAUCAGGAAAAUUUCGGAAUCAUUGGGCGCAACUCUCUAUCCUGUGGAUAGUAAUCCCGACAAGAGACGUGAUAGCUUGCUUCUAAUUACAGGGCAAAUAGAAGAUCUUAACUCAGUUCUGCAAAAUACCAAAAAUGCUAGGGUGUCAGAAUUAUCAGGGGUUGCAAAUGAACUGGCCGUAUGGAUAACCAUUGUAAGAAAAGAAAAAGCUAUCUAUCACACCAUGAAUUUGUUCAAUUAUGAUGUGAGCCGAAAAUGCCUAAUUGCAGAGGGUUGGUGUCCUAAAAAUGACAUUGAACAAAUCCAAAAUGCCCUUAGAAAAGUCACUGAAGAGUCGGGUUCAACGGUUCCAUCUAUCUUAAAUGAGCUUCGCACGACAAAGGAACCUCCAACAUUCCACCGCGUCAAUAAAUUUACCAGUGGAUUCCAAGAAAUAGUAGACGCUUAUGGGGUCGCAAAAUAUCGUGAAGUCAACCCUGGCCUAUUUACGAUAAUUACUUUCCCAUUCCUAUUCGCUAUAAUGUUUGGUGACUUGGGUCACGGGUUUCUUGUCACCCUUGCAGCUUUAUACCUCAUUAUUCGUGAAAAAUCCCUAGAUAAACCAGGAAAGAGCGAGUUUCUUGAAAUGUUUUUUGGUGGGCGAUACAUAAUCCUAUUGAUGGGAUUAUUUUCCAUGUAUACUGGGUUACUCUAUAACGACGUAUUUUCUAGAUCGCUUGAAUU